AUGCAGACUUUAUCGAUAGCAUUCUGUAACUGUGCCCUAGUGGUUAGAAGAAACUCUAUCAAAAACAGAAACAGUGUCAAUUUGAGUUUAAUCUCUUCUUCUUCCUCGUCUUCAUCUUCUCCGGCACUUAUUUGCCGAUCAAAGUCCAAAACCCAAACCGAUAGCUUGAGAGUGUUGGAAUGGGACAAGCUCUGCGACGUUGUGGCUUCUUUUGCUCGUACUUCUCUAGGCCACGAAGCUACAAAGAAAAAGCUUUGGUCUCUUGACCAGAAUUUCGAUGAAAGUUUGAAGCUUUUGGAUGAAACAGAAGCCGCCAUUAAAAUGCUUCAACAUGGCUCCUUCUGUCUUGACCUCUCCAGCAUUCAUAUCUCACUGGUUGAAUCGGGCAUUCGUCAUGCUCAGAGGAGGAUAUCUUUGAGAGCAGACCAAGCACUUGAGGUGGCUUCUCUUCUCCGAUUCUUCGAGAAUUUGCAGAUUGAUCUUAAAGCUGCCAUUAAGCAAGAUGGAGAUUGGUAUAAACGGUUCAUGCCAAUAUCUGAAAUGAUAAUGCAACCUGUGAUAAAUAGACCAUUUGUUAAGUUGGUUGAACAAGUUAUAGAUCCUGAUGGAAAAAUCAAAGAUUCCGCGAGUAGUGCCCUGAGACUAUCACGUGAACGAGUACGAAUGCUUGAAAGAAAGCUGCAUCAAUUGUUGGAGGCUGUUAUAAGGAGCCAAAAGGAUGAAGAAUCUGUCAUGGAAGUGGCUGAAAUUGAUGGAAGAUGGUGCAUACAAAUGAGCUCGAAUCAGCUAACUUCUGUUAACGGUCUUCUGCUUUCCAGUGGAUCAGGUGGAAGGACUGCUGCGGAGCCAAUAGCUGCGGUCUCUAUGAACGACGAACUCCAAAGCGCGAGAGCAUCAGUUGCAAAGGCUGAGGCAGAUAUUCUUGAAAUGCUAACUGAAAAGAUGCAAAUGGAUCUUUAUCAAAUCGAGGAUGUGAUGAAGUACUCAAUUCAGCUGGAUGUGAUAAACGCUCGAGCAACUUACAGUCGUGCAUAUGGUGGCUCACAUCCUGAUAUAUACUUACCACCUGAAGACGGAGUUGGUUCUUUGUCUGCUGAAGACGAAUCCCUUGCUAAAAAAGAAUGGUUGUUGUAUCUACCUAGAUGUUAUCAUCCUCUGUUGCUUCACCAACACAAGAAAAGAAUAAGAAAGACGCGGGAGGCUGUAAAAUAUCAUAAAACAGCAGACACAGUAUCCGGAACUCUGCCAGUUCCAGCUGAUUUCCAGAUCUCUAAGGGCACUAGAGUUUUGGUUAUAACCGGUCCAAACACAGGAGGUAAAACUAUUUGCUUGAAAUCAGUUGGACUCGCUGCUAUGAUGGCAAAAUCAGGUCUUUAUGUUCUAUCAUCUGAAUCUGCACGCUUACCUUGGUUUGACAACAUUUAUGCUGAUAUUGGAGAUGAACAAUCUUUGCUGCAGAUGAACAAUCUUUGCUGCAGUCACUUUCUACCUUUUCGGGUUGGAGCAGGAACGAAUCCGCUUGAAGGAGCUGCGUUAGGGAUGUCAAUACUUGAAUCUUUUGCAGAAAGCGGUUCUCUACUCACCAUGGCAACUACACAUCACGGAGAGCUUAAGAUGCUUAAAUACAGCAAUUCUGCCUUUGAGAAUGCUUGCAUGGAGUUUGAUGACCUCAACUUAAAACCCACUUUCAAAAUCUUGUGGGGAGUACCAGGUCGUUCGAAUGCUAUAAACAUAGCUGAAAGAUUGGGGCUUCCAUGUGAUAUCAUCGAGAGUGCUCGUGAACUCUACGGCUCUGCAAGUGCUGAGAUCAAUGAGGUCAUUCUUGACAUGGAACGGUACAAGCAAGAGUAUCAGAGGCUUUUAAACGAGUCACGUCGUUAUAUAAGGAUCUCAAGAGAGCUUCAUGAGAAUCUACUUACAGCAGAAAGGAACAUCAAAGAACAUGCCACUAGAGAAAGACUAAAGACGAGGCAAGAACUAAGUCAGGCUGGCUCGAUGGCUCGUUCCACACUCCGCAGAACGUUGCAACAGUUUCGCGCAUCUGCUGCUCAAACUUCUCGUUCAAAGGUAGCUACACAACUCCAAACAAAAGUCGAAACGACCAAGGAUGGAGAUAAUGGAACUCAUUCAUCAUCUGUGCUAGUCAGACGACCAAUUUCUGAAAAGGGAAACAAGAAGCUACCUGUAGUUGGUGACUCGGUGUUUGUUUCUUCUCUUGGCAAAAAGGCGACUGUUUUGAAAGUAGAACAGUCGAAGAAAGAGAUCUUAGUUCAAGUAGGCAUCAUGAAGAUGAAAGUGAAACUGACUGAUGUUGUGGCCUGA
Messenger RNA from Microthlaspi erraticum, 2322 nucleotides. The record is from the annotation of a GenBank genome assembly. NCBI's taxonomy places the organism in Eukaryota, Viridiplantae, Streptophyta, Magnoliopsida, Brassicales, Brassicaceae.